UUGAUAGCAGUAAAAUUACCGAUGAUUUAGCCCAAGAAUUACAAAAUAUUGAUAAUCCUCACAAUCCCACGAGAAUUAUUGUUGCGGUUGGGAUGCUAAAAGAGGCCACUUUUAUCGAACAAAUUAUUGGUCGGGGUUUGCGUUUACCUUUUGGCAAGCAUACUUCCAAAGAAGCCUUAAAUACUUUGGAAAUCAUAAUGCAUGAUAACUUUCAAGAAUUAUUAAAUGUUCGUAAAACUCUGAAAAGUAAAUUUUUUGGACUGGCGGGAGAGGAAAAUAUAGUAGAUAGCAGUAGAUAUCCGAAAAACGACCCUGAUAAUUCUGUUUCCCAUUCACCAGAAGAAAAUAGUUCUAGCCAAAGCAUUUUCAAUCCUCAAAAUCUAGAUGAGCGAGAAAGGGAAAUCUUACAAGAAAGUAAAGAAGUAGUUCCGCCAAGAAUAAAAGAGAAAUUUGCUAUUAAAAUCCUCCGACAGAAAAUUCAACCCAAAAACUUUUCUUUAAAAAUAAUCGAAAUUAAAGGGUUAGGUAAAAGGUUCAAAGAAUUAGGAGAAAAAGAUGAGGAAUUUACUAUUGAAGCAACCCAACAACUUCCCGAAGAGGAGAAAAUCAAAAGAAAACUAAUUCAAGUUAUUUUCCGAAAAUGUUCUUUUAUUAAUUCGGCUAAUCCGGUAGAAAUUGAUUCAGCCAAUCGCUUAGUAGACAAGUUUUUACAAGCCAGCAAUUUAGAAAUAGUGUCUCAGUAUUGGGAAGCUGCUGGCGAGCAAUUAGCCAGGUUAAUUCAAACUAUUUUUAAGGAAUUACAUGUUGGGGAAAAUCAUCCCGGGCAAGUGGUAAUUGAGAAAUCUUUUGGCUAUUUCCGUCCCAGUUGUGAAGUUGUUGCCAAAAAUUUAGAGGAAGAAUUUGUAAAAAAGAGUAAAGUAGAAAUUAAAGACGACAAUAAUCCUAACCCCGAAAUAGAGGAGAAAAAUCAGGCG
Messenger RNA from Ambispora leptoticha, 974 nucleotides. NCBI's taxonomy places the organism in Eukaryota, Fungi, Glomeromycota, Glomeromycetes, Archaeosporales, Ambisporaceae. The record is from the annotation of a GenBank genome assembly.